Molecule: messenger RNA, 957 nt
Organism: Colletotrichum higginsianum IMI 349063
Lineage: Eukaryota; Fungi; Ascomycota; Sordariomycetes; Glomerellales; Glomerellaceae
Product: NmrA-like family protein
Exons: 4
Coding region: 1-957 (318 amino acids)
Source: RefSeq, a predicted model, not a curated record
AUGACAGGAAAGAAGAUCAUCACCGUUUUUGGUGCCACGGGCGCCCAGGGCGGUGGCGUCGUCAACACUUUCCUCAACGACCCGGCCUUGAAGUCGGAGUGGACGGUCCGGGCCGUGACCCGCGAUGCGUCAAAGGACAGCGCCAAAAAGCUCCAGCAGUUGGGCGCCGAAGUCGUCGUGGCCGACGUGGACGACAAGGCAUCCAUCGCCAAGGUCUUUGAGGGUGCCGCCGCGGCCUUUGCGGUGACCAACUACUGGGAGAAGAUGAACAUGGAAGCCGAGAUCCAGCAGGGAAAGAACAUCGUUGACGCAGCAAAGGAGACUGGGUUGCCGCAUCUCAUUUGGAGCUCGCUGGUCAAUGUCAAAGAGCUGACCAAGGGUAAGCUUUCGCAUGUCUACCACUUUGAUGGCAAGGCCGAGGUCGAAAAAUACGCUCGUGAAGUCGGAAUUCCGGCCACGUUCUUCCUCCCGGGCUUUUACACGACCAACAUCCCGGGUCAGAUGCUCCGGUACAACCCAGACGCCGGCGCAUGGGUUCUUGCCAUGCCCAUGCCGGACACAGCUCCGAUCCCGUUGUUCGACACCGCCAACACGGGCAUCUGGGUCAAGGCCAUCGUCCGCAAGCGUGACCAGCUUCUUGGAAAGCGCGUCUUCGGUGCCACCAAGUACACCACCCCGAACGAGAUUCUUGAAGCGUUCAAGCAGACUUUCCCGAAGGCCGGGGAGAAGGCCACCUUCUUCCGCCUCCCCGACGAAGUCUUCGCAGCAGGGAUCAAAGAGGCCAUGGGUGUACCUGAUUGGGUGGCUGAAGAGAUGCUGGAAAACAUGCAACUGAUCUACGAUGGUGGCUACUAUGGGUUCGAGCCGUUGGAUGAAAGCCUGGCCAUCCUCGAGGACAAGCCGACUACCUGUCUGGAGUUCAUUCGGAACUCGCCUGCCUUCAAGGACCUGCAAUAG